AGCUAAACUGUUGCAAUGUAUCAUUAAACCGUUUACAAAGCGCUGAGUUCUGCUGAACGCAGCCAAUAAUCGCUGAUUGCUCAUUGAGCGCUUUUUUCGUUGAACGCGCCCGUUGCCUGUUGCCUGGCAUUCUGCCACGGCCCAUAACAUAAACUAUAGAUAAGUGCGCGCAUAUAUACAUGACACGGAACGCGGCCUAGUAUCGUUCGAUUGCACGAUAAAAAAUAUUUCAUUAUACUUUCGUUACUGAUUAAUAAUUAAGUGAGAAGAUUGCUUACACAUAGGUUUACAUUAUAAAUGAACAUGUAUAUUUAUAACUCAUUCCUGAUAGUCACUUUGAGUUAAUAUUACCACUCAUUGCCACGUCGUAAGUCGUGAGUCUUUGAAACUUCGUUAAAAGAUAUUCAUGUAAAUAUGAUCGGAACAAAAUCCAAAAAACCUGGUAUUUUUGGAAAACUUUAUUUGGCAUUAUAUAAUUUUAUACAAACUCUGGGAUGGAGUUAUAUAUUGUAUCAGGUUAUACAAUAUUAUAUCAAUCCUUUAAAUAAUACCUUAUGGAAUAAAGCAGAACUGUCUGUAGUUGUUUUCCAGAAUGCAGCUGUUUUAGAAGUAAUACAUACAACAAUUGGAUUGGUACCAUCAAAUGUCAUAAUCACAACAUUCCAGGUUUUGAGUCGUGUUAUGGUUGUAGUUGGAGUCAUUUUAGCUACUCCUUAUACAUAUGCUGCUGCAUCUCCAGGACUUCCAUUGCUUCUCAUAGCAUGGUCCAUCACAGAAGUAAUUAGAUAUUUCUAUUACUUUCUGAAUCUCUUUGCUAUUGUACCACACAUAAUGAUAUGGCUGAGAUAUACCACAUUUAUCAUAUUAUAUCCGAUCGGUGUAACUGGUGAAUUAUUGUGUUUCUAUGCUGCUGUAAGAUAUGCCAGUACUUAUCCUCAUGCGUGGAGUUAUGUUCUGCCAAACACAUGGAAUUUUACUUUUAGCUAUUUAUAUGUGCUGAUAGGAAUUAUGUUAUUAUACAUUCCACUUUUCCCUAAGCUUUAUAUGCAUAUGUUCGCGCAAAGACGUAAAAUGUUAAACUCCAAUGCUGCAGUGAAAAAAACCGAUUAGCAUGUAAAUUUAUUAUUUAUUUUUCUCCAAUAUCUUAAUAAACUAAUAACAUUAAAAAUAUGCUAAAAAAAUAUAUAUAUAUAUAUAUAUAUAUAUAUAUAUAUAAAAUAU
Messenger RNA from Odontomachus brunneus, 1221 nucleotides. It is a transcript of the gene Hacd1, whose product is annotated as very-long-chain (3R)-3-hydroxyacyl-CoA dehydratase 2. The transcript is spliced from 5 exons. Gene Ontology annotation, biological process: very long-chain fatty acid biosynthetic process; fatty acid elongation; sphingolipid biosynthetic process. Lineage: Eukaryota; Metazoa; Arthropoda; Insecta; Hymenoptera; Formicidae. Gene Ontology annotation, molecular function: 3-hydroxyacyl-CoA dehydratase activity. The record is from RefSeq and is a predicted model, not a curated record. Gene Ontology annotation, cellular component: endoplasmic reticulum membrane. The coding region runs from base 415 to 1110 and encodes 231 amino acids.